GUUCCCUCCGGGGAUAGGCACCUGGGGCAGUGGGCCUCACCCCCACGGCGGCAGCCAGGGGACUUGUUCCGGGAAUCCAUGGACUAUCUGCGAGAGCUGGGGGCAGUGGAUGGAAGUGAGCCGUAUGUGCUGAUGCCAAACUACAUGCUGGGCCCUUCCAACUGUGACGGCACCACGAGCUUCUAUGACUUGUGCUGCCCCAGCACUUGCGAGGUGCAUAAAGGUCACCUGGAGCGUGCGGUGAUGUCGGCAACAGACCACCUUAGCGCCAUCAGCAGUGUCGUGCAAGAGCGGCUGGGCGCCGAAGUCCCCGCACCCAUGCAGCAGCAGCUGCAAGAGCUAUCCAAGGAUGGGGGUCAGAUCCUGAUUCACGGCCGUGCCUUUGCCGACUGGCUUCACAAGGUCUUCCCCCGAGACUGCCCCCGACCCCGGGCGGCGGAUUUCCAGGGUAUGGCGGGGGACAUCGUGCCGGACGCUAACGCGGAGUUCCAGCACGUCACGGACCUAAAGCAAGACCUCUUUGAGUGGUAACGAAAUCCCGCCCAAGCUGCGUGGAUUGGACAAUUCGGCCAAGAGGAGCCAUUUUGAGCCAUUGGUCGGACUUUUCUUGUUUGGUGGUUGGCGCUGGGAGC
Effrenium voratum is the source of this 632-nucleotide messenger RNA. Lineage: Eukaryota; Dinophyceae; Suessiales; Symbiodiniaceae. The record is from the annotation of a GenBank genome assembly.